AUGAAUAUCAUUACUUUAAAUUGUUUGGUAGAAGGUGAUGACCCUUAUAUACAGUCUUUCAAUGUUGAAAUUGACAAGACCAAAACAGUUGGUGAACUUAAGCAAGUCAUCAAGAAUGAACAAGAGCCCUUUUUCGACAAUGUUGCAGCCAGAGACCUUGAGUUGUGGAAAGUUGACAUUUCUUUUGAUGAACCAAAUGAGAAGCUGAGUGUACUUAGAGACAAGACAUGUGCUGUGAUCAAAGAACAACUAGGAGGCGUGAAUAUGCACCCGAUUUUGAAAAUUGACAUGUAUUUUCCUGACAUACCAGAGAAAGGGCAUAUCCACAUAAUUGUUGGACACCCACCUGCUAUUAAGAGAGAAACCAAUGAUGAAGUUACUAUAAAGCUCAAUAAGAUUAAAGAUUUAAUCAAAGAGCAACAUAAAUCCGAAGUAGCAAUAUCAAGUGUUAACCGUAGUGAUUGGGAAAGGAUUCAAGAAUUUACUGGUCUUAAUAUUGAAGCAGCGAAUCUUGAUGUAGAGUAUGACACAGAGAAUGUUGUUGCUUACCAAUGGAAUGGUAGACAAGAAAAGGAACAAAAAGAUAUAUAUUUAUCUCAUCUCAGGAAUAUACUCAAAAUUUCCAGAUAUCACUUACUUGAACUUUAUGAUACAACCAAUGAUAAAAAUUUUCUUGGCAUUGCUGGUAUCUUGCCAAUAAGACUCUUUGGUACAACAGAUGCUGUUAUAGUAGACAGGCGUUCUAUUCCUGCCAGAAUCCCAGAACGUCAUAUCCAAAUUGUUUUUGACUUAAAGAAGAACAUUAUUAAGAGAGAUAUAUAUCAAGCUAUGGCAGAAUUAACUACAGCAGAUUUAAAAUCUAAAUAUGCUGUGUUAACAGUAUUAACUGACUUGGUAGAUGAUUGA
Molecule: messenger RNA, 906 nt
Organism: Entrophospora candida
Lineage: Eukaryota; Fungi; Glomeromycota; Glomeromycetes; Entrophosporales; Entrophosporaceae
Source: the annotation of a GenBank genome assembly